Molecule: messenger RNA, 1494 nt
Organism: Penicilliopsis zonata CBS 506.65
Lineage: Eukaryota; Fungi; Ascomycota; Eurotiomycetes; Eurotiales; Aspergillaceae
Exons: 3
Coding region: 332-1309 (325 amino acids)
Source: RefSeq, a predicted model, not a curated record
CCAGGAUAAAUAUAAGAUAAAUAUAUUAACUAGCAUCUAGCACCUGAGGCAUCUAGUACUCGAAGAAUCAUUCCUACAGCCAUCGGUCAGCAAAUAGAUCAGAUGGUGACUUAGGUACCUAACCUGAACAUGGGCAGCAACCAUUCCAUGUAUGUAUUGUAAUGGUGCCAUGCUCUGGUGGGGUUGUUCUUAAGGGGCUCCGUCAUAUGAUAAACACUAUGAACGACCUCUUUAAAUUGACAACUGGUGGAAGGGUUUACUGUUGUUAAUCUACUUAUCACUCUCCCUCGAGUUCUAUAGGCGACAGUUUACAUCUAUUGAACUGUGCGACAUGUCUUCCAAGUCACAUUCCGGGGUCCUCCAUCAAUAUGCCCCUAAGCUAGUCGCGUUUGAGUUCGCUUCAUCUUCUUCGGACGCGAAGAAACCAAACAGUCUUCUCUUCAUCGGAGGUCUGACGGAUGGGCUCUGUACGGUUCCGUACGUGGAGCAUCUCGCCAAGGCGCUGGAGGAUACGGACUGGUCUGUUUUUUCGGUGCUCUUGUCAACCUCUUAUAAAGGAUGGGGUGUCGGAAGCUUAGACAAGGACAUUGAAGAGAUCGCCAAGUGUGUUCGGUUUGUGCGCGACUACAAAGCCGAGUCGGAGUUGGAGUCGGAGCCGGGCAAGGUCGUGAUAAUGGGCCACUCCACCGGCAGCCAGGACGUUCUCCAUUAUCUGUGUUCUGAGAACCCAACACCGUACAGAGCCUCGGGACCCAAAGAUAAGCUCGAGCAUGUGAUACGCCCAGAGGUGGACGGGGCGAUCCUUCAAGCCCCUGUCUCCGAUAGAGAAGCCCUCAUGCGCUCGAUUCGAAAUGGUACAGCCACCUGCACACCAGGCCAAGUCGCCGGUGAUUACGGCCUGCUCGUGGAUUUUGCGAGGAGGCAACCGUUCACUCCCGACGGCAUCAAUGCAGUGCUCCCCUUGAACAUGACAGCCAAGCUGGGCUUUCCAGAAGAUACCCCUCUGAGCAGCCGGAGAUUUUUCAGCCUGGCUAGUCCUGACAGUCCACAAAAACCGUCCGAGGACGAUCUUUUCAGUUCCGAUUUGACUGACGAACGGCUGCAAAGGACGUUCGGAGCAAUCGCCAAACGUGACUUGUUACGGUCGAAACUCCUGGUGUUGUAUUCGGGCAAAGACGAACAUGUCCCCGACUGGGUGGACAAAGAGGCACUCCUGCAGAGAUGGGAGAGCGCGUCAGGAGACAAAUGGGGAGAAGCCCCGACUCAAGAGCUUGUCGACAAAGUCAUUGAGUAUCUGGCUCGUAUUUAGGCGGGCUUGGGCAAGACAACUACCACUGGCCUUUUUCUCCUCAUUACCUAUGACAACGCAUGGAUUUUUUUUGAUGUAAGUCGCUGCCUUGGGAUAUGACAGACUCCUCUCGGGAAUUCUUUUUUCAACAUACUAUACAUAAUAGAUGGCACAGAAAAUCCAAAAUCAAGGGAAUUUAAAACCAG